AUGGGAGGGGAGGAGCUCAUCUUUGAAGGUUGCAACUUUUUCCGACAACGGCUGACCUUUUCUGUAUUGAGUGGUCGCCCUGUAACUAUUCAGAAUAUCAGGAAGGACGAUGACGCACCUGGAAUAAAAGAUUUUGAGGCAAAACUUCUAUCACUUUUGGAGAGGAUAACUAAUGGAACAAGAGUCGAGAUAAACACUACGGGUACGGAAGUGCGUUUUCGUCCUGGUAUCAUCAUUGGAGGAGUGCUGACUAUGGACUGUGGCUCCGAUCGGUGUUUGUCAUAUUUCCUGGAGCCUAUGAUCAUUAUCUCACCAUUUUGUAAGAAUGCAAUGACGCUGAAAUUGAAAGGAGUCACCAAUGCACCGAAUGAGAUCUCCGUUGAUGCUAUCAAAUCGACAUGGCUUUCGGUUUACAAUAAGUUUGUCCUUAAUGAUGAAAAGCUUGAUCUGAAGAUAAGCGCACGAGGGCUCAAGCCGGGAGGUGGUGGCUGCAUAAUAUUUUCCGCUCCUAUCGUGAAGACUUUGCGGCCCGUACAGCGCCCAAAAUCCGGCAAGAUAUGCAAGAUUCGUGGCCAAGCGUACGUAACGAAGGUAACUCCUUCUCUUGCAUACCGUAUGAUCGAUGCAGCAAAGAAAAUGCUUCAUGGCUACAUUUCUGAUGUGUACAUCACAGUUGAUCAACGCAAAGGAGAUGCGGGAGGAAAUUCACCUGGGUAUGGGCUGUUCUUAACGGCAGAGACGACUGAAGGAGUUGUUUACCAUGGGGAAGCGAUUUCUAAACCAAAAGGAGAGGCUGGGGACCCCAUCGUUCCGGAGGACGUUGGAGCAAACGCCGCAUCUGCUUUACUUGAGGAGAUCUACAGGGUAAUUUGCAUUUGGAUUUUCUUAUUAUCAUCGCGUAAACGUCGCCUUGCAGAGUACCUUGCUAUGAUCGCAUUUAUUCUUGAUUGGGAUUUUUGUCGCUUUAUCUCUUCUGCUGUGUAA
This is a messenger RNA of Cylicostephanus goldi, 984 nucleotides long. The record is from the annotation of a GenBank genome assembly. Lineage: Eukaryota; Metazoa; Nematoda; Chromadorea; Rhabditida; Strongylidae.